AUGGAUUCUCGGGAUUGGACCCAGGCAAGUCGUUGUGCAUCCCAUUACCAUGCCGGACCCGCGUCGACGAUAGCCUUCGACAACCAAGAUGAGCUGCUAUGGAUAGGCACCCAGAAGGGCUUUGCCGGCUCCUUCAUCGGCCGCGAGCUCAAGCGAUUCACUGCCUUCCGGGUGCACCCCGAGACCGACGGGCCCCUGCGUCAAUUUCUCUUCGUCGACAAGGGCGUCAUCUUCCUCGGCAGCCGGAGCGUCUACAUGGCAGCACGUAGCGGCGUGCCCAUCUGGAGCAUCCGCCACGAGUCCAUGCAGGAUCUGCGCGCCAUGUCCUUCACUAGUAAGGGGACGUCUGAGAUCCUCGUGGCCGGCUGGCAGAACAAGAUGUUGGUCAUCGACGUAAACAAGGGCGAGGUCGUCAAGGAGCUGCCCACACAGGACCACUACUCAUUCCUCAAGAUGAGCCGGUACAUUUGCGCCGCAACGAACAAGGGCACCGUCAACAUAUUGGACCCUAUCAACUUCACUAUCAAGAAACAAUGGCAGGCCCACGGAGCGUACAUCAAUGAUCUGGACACCUCCAACGACUUCAUCGUUACGUGCGGUGGCUCGCACAGGCAGACGCACAAUACCCCGGCUAUACUAGAUCCUUACGUGAAGGUCUUUGACUUGAAGAACAUGAGUGCUAUGAACCCGGUGCCGUUUGCGCCGCUGGCCGCUCACGUCAGGAUGCACCCGAGGAUGUUGACGACGGCUAUUGUCGUCAACCAGGCGGGCCAGAUCCAUGUGACGGACCUGUUGAACCCAAGCAACAGCCAGGUCUGCUACACGCAGCCUCAGGGCGUGGUGCUACAUUUCGAUGUGUCGAGAACCGGAGAAGGGAAAGCGCUUGCGGAUAACAAACACAACACUUACAUCUGGGGUUCGCCCAACAAGAUCCAGUUCACGGAGAUAGGAAUACCGCCCCGGUUGCCGGACCCUCCUCAGCCGUCGUUGUUACCGCCAGACCCAGACAUGCUGGACGAGCUACCCCUGAGCCGCAUCGGCUUGCCUUUCUAUCGUGAGCAGCUCUUCUCGGCCUUGCCGCCGGAUAUUAUCUCCGAUGUGGGCGCGCCUCCGCAGCAGGUCGAUCCGAACAUUUUGAGCACCUUGACCAAGACCGAGUGGGGAUACAUUGGCCCCAACAAGACGGGCUUGCAGAGAAACCAGUACAUAGAUACCCGGCCUACCAUGAAGACUUCCAAUACGAUACGGGCGCCAAAGUUCCUGAGUGAAAAGGCUCGCGAGGCACAGGCUGCCUCGGAAGAUCACAACCACCACCUUGUGACGACCGAGACGGCGGUGACGACGCCGAACAACGAUCAUUGGAGUUUGAGGCCGGAGGCACCACCUGAAUAUAGGAUAUGCGAGAUUAAGUACAGCAAGUUUGGUGUGGAUGAUUUUGACUUUGGCUUCUUCAACAACACACAAUACCCUGGCUUGGAGAACAACAUAACAAACUCCUACGCCAACUCCCUACUGCAGGUCAUGCACUACACCCCUCUGUUGCGAAACAUGGCACUUCAACACGCUGCUACGGCCUGUCUAGCUGAUCCGUGUCUGUUAGCUCUUAAUCAUACCAGCAACGCCUCUGUUAGUGGUGUCCUCGAGGAGAAUGCCAAAGACAAGAACCCCAGCACGCUGGUGAAGAACCUCACCAUGUUCCUUUUUGACAAGAUCAGUCAGGACUACAAGGGCACCCCUCCAAUUUCUACCGAACUCGAGAGGACCUUGUUCAAGCUUAACCAACCUCCGAACCCUCCUGAUCUGGUCAAGAAAAUGCUAGAGACCGACGCAAGGUACCAAAUCAAAUGUAUGCACUGCCAACAUGUCAGUCCAAGGACUGCGACGACAUUUGUCAACAAGCUCUCCUACCCGACAGCAAAACCAAACAUCCGCGGUAUGAAAGCCCAACGCAUCACCUUCUCGCAAGUGCUCAAGGCCGGACUCGAGAACGAGGCUGUAAAUAAGGGUUAUUGCACCAAGUGCCAGCGCUACCAAAACCUCGACCAGCGCAAAAUUAUCUUCAACAUCCCGGCUGUCUUGGCGCUCUGCACUGAGAUUACCACUGCUGAGCAUCGCAAGCUGUGGUCUACCCCCGGAUGGCUGCCUGAGGAGAUUGGUAUCAUAGUUGACCAAGGCCAUGUUUACUGCUAUGAAGGGGAUGACCUCAAGUUGCACCUCAACAGGGGGAUACAUAACAUUACGGUAUAUUCGCUGGUGGGUACGGUGGUUAAUGUUGAAACGAAGAGUCCGUCCAAGAAUCACUUGGUGGCUACUGUCAAUGUUGGACGAGCAGAGCCGGAGACCAAGGACCAGGAUCGCUGGCACUUGUUCAAUGACUUCUCAGUACGAAGCAUUUCCAAGGUGGAGGCCCUCACUUUCAAUAGCGCUUGGAAGAUGCCGGUCGUCGUCAUGUUCCAGGUCAAGGCUGCCAACCAUCGGUUCAAUAUGGACUGGAAGACACGUCUGGAUACCUCCGUCCUCUUCAGGGAUAACAACCCACACGCUCUCAAGACAUACGAGCUACUCGACCGGGAGACAGAGAUCCCCGGUCCCGACACUGUCAUCGCGAUUGAUACGGAAUUUAUUCGACUUAAGGAGAGAGAGAUCCAUAUUGACGAAGACGGAAAAUCUAAAACCAUCCGGCCCAUCUCGCACGCCAUUGCGCGUGCCUCGGUGGUCCGGGGCGAAGGUGCCAGAGAAGGCGUUGCGUUCAUUGACGAUUACAUCCACAUCAAAGAGACCAUCGUCGACUACCUCACCGAAUGGUCCGGCAUCACGCCCACUGACUUGGACCCUAUCAACUCACAGCGCAAUCUGGUUUCUCCCAAAACUGCUUACAAGAAGCUCUGGGUCCUCGUCAACUUGGGCUGCAAGUUCCUCGGCCACGGCCUCAGCCAAGAUUUCCGCGUCAUCAAUAUCCAAGUGCCUAGGAAUCAGGUUAUCGAUACGUCUAUCAUCUUUAUGAAGCCGCCUUCCCAGCGCAAGAUCUCGCUCGCUUUCUUGGCCUGGUAUCUGCUCAAGGAAGACAUCCAACAGAACACCCAUGACUCAAUCGAAGAUGCCCAAACAGCUCUGAAGCUGUACAGGAAGUACGAAGAGUUUAUGGCUAACGGGAGCUUCCACGACGUCCUGGAAGCGCUCUACAAGAAGGGCAAAACACUCAACUUCAAGCCGCCACGUAUUUCCACCGGCGCAGCCAAGGAUGUCGUUGGUUUCGGGACAGUCCACCGCGUCAGCACCCCUCCCGUUCCCGCACCCGGAACGUCCGAGGGAACGUUUGAAAUUACCAGCUCAACAGCAUCAGCAACAACAAUCGGUAGCGUCCUCUCCGCCACCGGCGGCGUGGGAGUAGGAAUGGGAAUGGGAGGAACCGCAAGCGCGAGCAGUAGUAUGCCCUCCACACCCGUCAGGAAACCCAUCGGUCUCGGCGGACCGUUUACCGUUGCUGGUGGCGCAAAGCCAACAGGCUCGGUUACUAGCGUUGAAAUGACUGCUCUCGGCGCUAGUGCUGCCGGUGCGGGAAUCACAGCGUCAGCGGCAGGAACAGGAACAGGAACAGCGGGUAGUGCUAAUACUCCUGGAUACGGUGGUUACGGAACGGAUGGCGCGUAUUGGGGCGGACCAAAUGAUAUGGCGCCUACGAGCAUGGUGGGAGGAUCAUCAGCGUUUGUACCUGCGAAGCUACCGCCGGGACCGCCGGGACCGCCGGAGUCGAGGUUUAUUCCUUAUAGACCGCAGGUGUUGGUUGCGGAGAGGGAGGCGGCGGCGGCGGCGGCUGCUGCUGCUGCUGCUGCGGAGAAUGGUUCUUCUCCUGUUGUUGGUGGUGAUGGAGGUGGUGGUACCGGUGAAGGGUCUUCUUCUGCUGUCGACGACGAAUGGUUGUUUCCUGCUGUCGACGAAGGCUCUUCUUCUUCUGAUGUCCUGAAAGGUUCUUUUUCUGCUGUCACGGAUGAUUGGGAACAGGAAACGCAAGGGGAAGCAUAUUCUACUCCUGCUAUCACAGAUGAAGAAGAACAGGAGAAGCAAGGAGAAGCCUCUGCUGCUCCUCCUGCUGUAGCAGCAGCGGCGGCGGCGGCGCCUUAG
Messenger RNA from Sordaria macrospora k-hell, 4122 nucleotides. NCBI's taxonomy places the organism in Eukaryota, Fungi, Ascomycota, Sordariomycetes, Sordariales, Sordariaceae. The record is from RefSeq and is a predicted model, not a curated record.